Molecule: messenger RNA, 411 nt
Organism: Haemonchus placei
Lineage: Eukaryota; Metazoa; Nematoda; Chromadorea; Rhabditida; Trichostrongylidae
Source: the annotation of a GenBank genome assembly
AUGAAGCGUGGCGACUGCCAUGGUCCGAUCCAGAUGGCACAAGAAUUCGACAGAGCAACAGGAAGCGGUUUCGUUGUCCAGCUGAGAUGGUUAGAUGGCCAAUGUGCAACAUUUUGCUGAACCGCCGCUCUUGAUGAAUUCACUCAUGUCGACGAAUUUGACGCUAAAACCAAGUUUUUCUAAUUUGUUAGCAGUUUCCUCGUUUCCUUGAUGCAUCACAACAUUGUUUCCUAUCACAACAGCAUUGCAAGCGAAAUUACGAGCUUCCUUAUCGGACACAGGCAGGAGAUCAGUCUCAUUGUGCAUGUUGUGUUGACUGAGAUGAUCGAAGGCAUAUGGGUAGUACAUAGCCAAUUCCUCAUUCAACGGGCAGAAGGCGGUGUCGAUAUGGUAAAAUCGUGGAUCUACUAA